GCAUCUCCAGUUUUCCUUUGGAAUCACCCUCUUUGACUUUUGACAAAGCAACUCCCAAAACGGGAAACCCUGGCGCUAGCAUUUCGGCGCAAUGUCUGAAUCCGAGCCCAAGCUGCGCAACCGCGUCGUCGAUUCGAUCAGCAGGAGGGCUGAACAUGUUCUCACAGAUGACUAUGGCAAGGCGAGGGCAAUGGCCACUGAUGCCGUCCAGAGCCGGGCAUAUCUCUAUCCCAUCAAGGGAAUUUUCUACUUCAUCGCCCACCGGAGCCUAUGGAAGCCAUUGCUCGACCGAAUUGUUCCCUAUGGCGCGCUCACAGCCUCGGUCAUUGGCGCCAUGUUUGUGAUUACUUACCUCCCUCAGCUCGCCGUCAUGGCGCUUUUCAAUGGCCCACUGGCAGUGUACACGACAGUCCUCCUCACGCUGAAUGAAAGUUCCAUCAUCAUUCACAUGAUAUCUCGCACCUGGCUACUGCAGGAAUCUCUCAUGGACACUUUUGAUGGCACAAUGGUUGCCAGAAACGCAACGGCCGUCGUCCAGCAGGGCCGAGAGGUUCAUGCCGGUAGCGACCCUAUGAAGAAGCUGGGCAAGGUUUUUAAAAAGCGAUUUGAGAAGUUGAGCCUCACAGAAAUGAUCCGAUAUGUCAUGUAUCUGCCUCUAAACUUCAUCCCUCUCGUGGGCACCGCGGCCUUUAUUUUUCUCCAUGGAAAACAUAGGGGAAACAUUGUGCAUAGUCGAUAUUUUCAGCUCAAGAAUUGGUCCGACUUGCAAAGGAAGCAGUGGAUCGAUACCCAUAGUGGUGCCUAUGCAUCGUUUGGUGUCGUUGCUACCCUUCUCGAGAUGAUACCUGUGGUGUCUGUCUUCUUCUCCUACACAAAUACCGUGGGCGCUGCUCUUUGGGCUGCUGAUAUUGAGUCGCAAAAUAACCCCAUGGUUAAAGAGACUGCUCCAAAGCUAAGACAGGCCGCAGCCGAAAGCCUCGAGUGAGCUGUUUCAUCUCUCAGCCGAUUGGGACCUUGGCAACACGAUGCCAAUAAACGACCAAGGACACGGGACAGGGGUUCUUACGAUGUUUGCUGCCGGGCAAUCAGCUAGUAUUGUUUAUUUCCAGCCACGAUUGAAAUGCGGCUGGCUCUUCUAUUUAUGGAUUAUCCCGGGAACACCUGUGUUCCUCAACGGGCCUAACCUGGCAACGUAAAUGAUAGCAUGUAAUUGAAGCGACCAUAUUUCGGUAUUUUAUGU
This is a messenger RNA of Trichoderma atroviride IMI 206040, 1240 nucleotides long. RefSeq lists its product as uncharacterized. Gene Ontology annotation, cellular component: prospore membrane; lipid droplet; ascospore wall. The record is from RefSeq and is a predicted model, not a curated record. NCBI's taxonomy places the organism in Eukaryota, Fungi, Ascomycota, Sordariomycetes, Hypocreales, Hypocreaceae.